AAUCUUUAAGCUGAGAGUAUAACUAAAUCUUUACUGUAGUUUCCAUUCCAUCCCAUAUGGACCAUACUGUAUAAGGUUAACCUUGAAACCAUGUGAACCUUACGUAUUAUAUAAUUCUACUCACUAUUCUUUCACUCUCACAUACGAGAGGAGAAGAUAACAAACAAGCAAAAAAAAAAAAAAAUGGAGAAGGAGAGCUCAGAGAGUAGAAACAGAGCUCGUCUCGCUAUUUUGGAGCUGGCUAACAUGAUUAGCGUUCCCAUGUCCCUCAACGCCGCUGUGAAGUUAGGCAUCGCCGACGCUAUUUGGAACGACGGGACCAAUUCUCCUCUCUCCGCCGCCGAGAUCCUCCCUCGCCUCCUUCUCCCAUCUGGCGGCGGCGAUCCCGAGAAUCUCCAACGUAUACUUCGAAUGCUCACCAGCUACGGUGUCUUCUCUGAACACCUUGUCGGAUCCACCGAGAGAAAAUACUCUCUUACGGACGUUGGCAAAACUCUCGUCACUGACUCUGGUGGCCUCUCUUACGCAGCCUACGUCCUACAGCACCACCAGGAUGCCUUGAUGCGAGCAUGGCCACUAGUUCACACGGCAGUGGUAGAGCCGGAGACAGAACCGUACGUGAAAGCCAACGGCGAGGGAGCAUACGUGCAGUAUGGGAAAAACGAGGAGAUGAACGGUCUGAUGCUGAAGGCAAUGUCCGGGGUAUCUGUGCCGUUCAUGAAAGCUAUAUUGGACGGCUACGAUGGGUUUAAAUCCGUUGAGCGUUUGGUUGACGUAGGAGGUAGCGCAGGGGAUUGUCUCCGCAUGAUCCUUGAACAGUUUCCUAACGUCCGUGAAGGGAUUAAUUUUGAUUUGCAUGAGGUUGUUGCCAAAGCCCCCACUAUUCCUGGAGUGAUUCACGUGGGUGGGGAUAUGUUCCAAUCAAUUCCUACCGGUGAAGCAAUCUUCAUGAAGUGGGUGUUAACGACAUGGACGGAUGAAGAAUGCAAGCAGAUAAUGAAGAAUUGCUACAAUGCAUUACCUGUUGGAGGAAAGCUAAUCGCGUGUGAGCCUGUCUUGCCUAAGGAAACCGAUGAUAGCCACCGGACUCGUGCCUUGUUAGAAGGCGACAUCUUUGUCAUGACCAUCUAUAGAACCAAAGGUAAGCAUAGAACCGAAGAAGAGUUUAAAGAGCUUGGUCUCUCUGCAGGAUUCACUACUUUUCGACCUUUCUACAUUGAUUACUUCUACACCAUCUUGGAGUUUCAGAAGUAAUAUCCUAAAAGCAUUGAUCUUUCCGUAUUUCUAAAAGCUUUGAAAUCAUGAAUCAAGGAGGCCUCUUUGUUGAGAAUCUCUAAUAAAUAAUUUUUCAUCAAGUUGUAAUAAUGCAAAAGACUAUUUCUAAAUUUCACUUUUCAACUGCAUCCUUAAAGGGAUUAUUCAUAAAUUUCAUCUUUGGAGAAAAGGAAAAAAAAAAACCUUUGAUGAUUGCGAGA
This is a messenger RNA of Camelina sativa (false flax), 1475 nucleotides long. Its product is annotated as nicotinate N-methyltransferase 1. Gene Ontology annotation, molecular function: protein dimerization activity; O-methyltransferase activity. The record is from RefSeq and is a predicted model, not a curated record. Lineage: Eukaryota; Viridiplantae; Streptophyta; Magnoliopsida; Brassicales; Brassicaceae.